Messenger RNA from Molossus molossus (Pallas's mastiff bat), 580 nucleotides. RefSeq names its product LIM zinc-binding domain-containing Nebulette-like. The transcript has 6 exons. NCBI's taxonomy places the organism in Eukaryota, Metazoa, Chordata, Mammalia, Chiroptera, Molossidae. The coding region runs from base 92 to 436 and encodes 114 amino acids. Gene Ontology annotation, molecular function: actin filament binding. The record is from RefSeq and is a predicted model, not a curated record. Gene Ontology annotation, cellular component: focal adhesion.
AGGCGGUGCGGGGCUCGCCGGGGGAUGUCACAGCGGCUCCUCGGAGCCCCCAGCCUUCGCCGCCCCGCCGCCGUCCCCGGGAACCGCGACAAUGAACCCUCAGUGCGCCCGCUGCGGAAAAGUCGUGUAUCCCACGGAGAAAGUCAACUGCCUGGAUAAGUAUUGGCAUAAAGGAUGUUUCCAUUGUGAAGUCUGCAAGAUGGCUCUCAACAUGAACAACUACAAAGGCUAUGAAAAGAAGCCCUAUUGUAAUGCACACUACCCCAAGCAGUCCUUUACCACUGUGGCAGACACACCCGAAAAUCUUCGCCUGAAGCAGCAGAGUGAACUGCAGAGCCAGGCCUCCUCUGGUCAGACCGGCCCGCGCUUGGGUGUGUGUGGAGAGAAGCCAGCGGCUGUGCAGAGAAGGAGCGACUGCAGGAGGCCUGACCCCUGACUUACAGACUCCAGAGAGUGACUCCUAACCUUUUUUGAGUCAUGGACCCCUUUGGAAAUUUGAUGAAAACCAUUGACCUUCUCCUUUGAAAAAGAAACAAAAUCAUCAGGCGACAAGGCAUAUGUACAGAAACCUCUAGGACAG